GAGAUUUGCCUCUGAAUGGUUAAGUAUUAUACAGAGUCUGAAUGGUUAAGACCUCUUAUCUGAAUUGAUCAGACAUUUGCCUCUGAAUAGUUAAGCAAUAUACUAGCUCUUAAUGGUUCAGACCUCUUACUGGUUCAGCACUUAAUGGUUCAAACCUCUUACUGGUUCAGCACUUACCUAUUCGAACUUUUGCUGAUUCCCUCUCUCUAUUAGGUCUUCUCGCUUAAUUCAGAUCCAAAACACCGAAAAUUGGGAUUCAAAGGUGAGAUUCAAGAUUCGAUGUGAAAAUUUUCAUCGGCACUACUCAUUGCUGCUUGGAAUGACCCAAGAGCAUCAACAACGGAGGUAAAAGCUCACACCUUUGGGUAAGAUACAAGCAUGGAAACAGGAUGCGCCUUCUGAUUCUGUUCUAGAAUCAUUGUAAAAAGUACAAAGCAGGAUUUUGGUGCUCCACAUGGAGGUACAAAGUAGAAUGCUCACCUUCAUCUACUCAUAAUUGUACCGUAAAAAGUGUCUGACAAAACCUCCAUCUUUUAUAUUCGAAUUUGAUUGCAUAAAUGGGGUUCUUCAUAAUCACAAGAUUUGUUGAAUGAUUAGAAGUUGCUAAACAAAUAGAUAUCUUUGCCAAACGACUGAGGUGGGAGCGGCUCAUGAUCAUGCGAGCCGAAUCUAGUCUGCCACUGACUAUUGAGUUUUUGUUCUCCGUUCCCUAGAGGUGGAGCUAUCUUAUGGCUCGCGGAUGCUGAAUCUCCAUGCCAUUGACUCUCAUACGACUCUAGCCUUCACCCUCUUCGGGCAUGGAAAUCUCCUGACAGUUAGAGAGCUAGCAGUGCAUCUAGGUCUCUACACUUGGGAAGAGACGAUGGAGCAGGCGUUCCAUGAUGCACCCUUCAUUUUGCCUGAAGACGUCAAUCAGGCUACUUUUUGGGCUCAACACUCUUCUGACCUGAAGUCGUUUGAUGCUAUGGGCUUGGCAAGGAGGUUGGGGUCCAGCUCUUCCGAGAGCAACACUGCCUCCUCUUCUAUGCCACUCACGACAGGAGCAUCUUUCCAGCCUUCGUCUAAGAGAGCCGCUCGUCGAUGCCUAGCCACCUCCCGAGCCACAACAUCUACUUCCCAGGAAGAGCCCACCCCUGAAUGGAGCCAAAGGAUAUUGGAGCACCAGGAGACCAUCAUUCGGACUAUGGCCACUAUGGAGCACCACCAGACCUCCUAGACUGAGAGCUUUGCUUAGUUGCGGAACUUCUUCUCUAGCUUCUAUACAAAUGUACACACUGGUUUGACGCCCUUUCCUCCUGAGGGCGAUGAUCCCUCAUCCUCUGCACCCCGCAGUGAUUUCUCUUUUUCUCUUUCAUGAACAUCUUAUUCUUCUUAUUUUUUCUCCGGUAACAUUUAUUUAUGAGCUUGUUUUAUUUCUAUUUAAUUCACUUGUUUGAAUAAUUGAUGUGUGUUAUU
This is a messenger RNA of Cuscuta campestris, 1455 nucleotides long. The record is from the annotation of a GenBank genome assembly. Lineage: Eukaryota; Viridiplantae; Streptophyta; Magnoliopsida; Solanales; Convolvulaceae.